AUGAACAGGGGCAGAGACUGGAGGAACAGGGAUAGAAACAGGAGAAACAGGGGUAGACACAGGAGGAACAGGGAUAGAAACAGGAGGAAUAGGGGCAGAGACUGGAGGAACAGGGAUAGAAACAGGAGAAACAGGGGUAGAAACAGGAGGAACAGGGAUAGAAACAGGAGGAACAGGGGCAGAGACUGGAGGAACAGGGAUAGAAACAGGAGGAACAGGGGAAGAGACUGGAGGAACAGGGAUAGAAACAGGAGGAAGAGGGGUAGAAACAGAGGCAGAGACAGGAGGAACAGGGGUAGAAAAAGAAGGAACGGGGCUAGAAAUAGGAGGAAUAGGGGUAGAAACAGGAGGAACAGGGGCAGAGACUGGAGGAACAGGGGUAGAAACAGGAGGAACAGGGGUAGAAACUGGAGGAACAGGGGUAGAAACAGAGGCAGAGACUGGAGGAACAGGGGUAGAGACUGGAGGAACAGGGGCAGAGACUGGAGGAACAGGGGCAGAGACUGGAGGAACAGGGGCAGAAACAGAGGCAGAGACUGGAGGAACAGGGGCAGAAACAGAGGCAGAGACUGGAGGAACAGGGGUAGAAAAAGAAGGAACGGGGCCAGAAAUAGGAGGAAUGGGGGUAGAAACAGGAGGAACAGGAGUAGAAACAGGAGGAACAGAGGUAGAAACAGGAGGAACAAAGGUAGAAACUGGAGGAACAGGGGUAGAAUCAGGAGGGACUGGGAUAGAAACGGGAAAAACAGGGAGGACAAAAGAGAGUCGAAGAUGGAGAAGAUCAGGAAGUGCUUCAACAGUCACCACUGA
Messenger RNA from Haliotis rufescens (red abalone), 810 nucleotides. RefSeq names its product serine/threonine-protein kinase fray2-like. Lineage: Eukaryota; Metazoa; Mollusca; Gastropoda; Lepetellida; Haliotidae. The record is from RefSeq and is a predicted model, not a curated record. The transcript is spliced from 3 exons. The coding region runs from base 1 to 810 and encodes 269 amino acids.